Messenger RNA from Parastagonospora nodorum SN15, 1206 nucleotides. RefSeq lists its product as hypothetical. NCBI's taxonomy places the organism in Eukaryota, Fungi, Ascomycota, Dothideomycetes, Pleosporales, Phaeosphaeriaceae. The transcript is spliced from 3 exons. Bases 1 to 1206 code for a protein of 401 amino acids. The record is from RefSeq and is a predicted model, not a curated record.
AUGGCAGACAACGACCCCAUCAGCAGCGACGCUUUUGCGAAACUCAAGGUCGCACAGAUGAAGGAGAUCCUCAAAGACCUCCACGACAGCAAGCAGCACGGCAGGGUCAAGCGCUAUGGAACAAAAGACGAGCUGACGCGCGAGUAUCGACGCAUUGUUGGGGGUGCAGCAACGGUCAGCACACAGGAAGACGAUCAAGAAGAGAGAGAGCUAGAGGAAGAAGCUGAACAAGCUGGACCAGAUCUAGAACAGAUCGCACGAGCUCAGGCAAUCACCGCCCUCUCCAAGACGACCAGGAAGAUUAUGAAAGAUUUCAGAUAUCCUGGCGGGACGUACAAAGCGCGCAAAGACGACAUCAGCGAUACGCUAGAGCUCUACGGUUUCUGCAAUGCGCUGGACACAGCGCUGACUCGCCUCGAUGUCAGCGCUGACCACUCAGCAAACCACGAUGCACUCGGCGCAGAGCUUGAGCGAGCCUACUUCCAAGUCCGACUGGACGAUGCGCGCUUCGCAGAUUUCUUCCUCGCACAGGGCCUAGACCUCAAGGAGCCCGACCACGACAUGCAGAUGGGCAUGCAAGCAGCCAUGGCGGGCGCCGAUUUGGAUGCCAUGGACAAGGCCAUCAAGGAAGAAGUCAACAUGUUGAAGCUGGUGGUGCAGCAUCGCAUCUACACUUGGAUCGAGACGUUCCCGAUGCCAGAGGGAGACGACAUCAUCUACCCGCAGGAUUUUGUGGAUACGGACCGCAGGGCGCUGAGAGACUUUGUCAUGUUUGCUUUGGACAAGUUCCAGGAGGAGGACGAGGACGAGGAGGGCGAAGUCGACUACUGGGCGCGUGGAAUGUCGGACGAGGACAUUGAUGGGUUGGUGGGGCGAUUGGACAAGUUGCCAUACCCUCUGGAGAGUGGCUAUGGUCAUAAUCGCACGGUUCUGAGAGCGGUGCUUCGCGACGUCCACAGCAAUCGCUCGCGCUCCGUGUCUCUUUCACGCUCCCGCUCUCGCAGCAAGUCUGUUGCAGGAAGCGAGCGCUCCAUCUCCCCGACUAAGUCGCUGCCCCCAAUGCCGCACGAUGACGACGGCGAUGAUGAUGAUGAUGAUGACGAGGACCCGGUUGUCGCAGAGAGCAGCAAGAGAUCUGGCAAGAAGCGCACUCGUGUGUCUGGAGGGGUGCGGGGUCGUGCAAAGAAGCGUAAGGGCAGUGGCUGA